AUGGCCUUGCAGGAGAUUUACGAAGUUGUUAGAAAUCUCUUAAUUAAGAAAAAGGUUAGUGGAAAAAAAGGUCACAAACCUUUAACUGAUACUUCUAACCUGCAAGAAGAGAUAAUAGAGAAGCUGGCCUUUUCAAAGUUAGAUUCAUUAGUUUCUUCCGCUCCUGUCGCUAAAAUGAGAGAUUUAAAGACUGCAGUACAUGAUUUUAACCAAGGCAUAAUAGUAUUAGAAUCCUCUUACUCAUAUAAAAGUUCCAAUAAUUUUGAAUUAGUUAAGGAAGAUCCAUGA
This is a messenger RNA of Funneliformis mosseae, 288 nucleotides long. Lineage: Eukaryota; Fungi; Glomeromycota; Glomeromycetes; Glomerales; Glomeraceae. The record is from the annotation of a GenBank genome assembly.